Molecule: messenger RNA, 1574 nt
Organism: Sphaeroforma arctica JP610
Lineage: Eukaryota; Ichthyosporea; Ichthyophonida
Exons: 10
Coding region: 35-1558 (507 amino acids)
Biological process (GO): DNA repair; telomere maintenance
Molecular function (GO): DNA helicase activity; ATP hydrolysis activity
Source: RefSeq, a predicted model, not a curated record
AGGGAAGGCCACGGUGAAACUGGAGUCCAUUAAGAUGCAGAUGUUAUUCUCUAACGCACAUCCGGAAGAGCUCAUAGAUUUCCUGCAGGAGUUAAUAGCCGCGUACAAAGGAUCGACCCCGCCGCGUAAACGUUUACGGCCACUGGUAGACGCUGACGGCAAUGUUCCGUCUCCAUUGAAGCGUCUCAAGUCAGCAAAGGUAGAACACGCCGCACACUCACCGAACACCCUCGAAAAGCUUACGAGAGAUCUGUCAGACGAACAAAUGGCUAUCUUCCAGAUGGUGCAGCAGGGCAAGAGCGUCUUCUUCACCGGAGGUGCAGGCACAGGCAAAUCGUUUUUGUUCAAACGAUUGGUACGCUCACUCGACCCCAACACGUCUGUGGCCACAGCCUCAACCGGUGCAGCCAGCCACAACAUAGGAGGGGUGACGCUACACUCCUUCUCGGGAAUCUUGUCCGGUGAUAUGACAUUUGCGCAGGCUGUGAAAGCCGCCAAACGCAAAAUCGGGAAUUGGAAACGGUGCAAAACGCUUUUAAUUGAUGAGGUUUCGAUGAUUGACGGGGAGUAUCUGGACUUGCUCGAUGCGGUGGCCAGGUCUGUGAAGAACUCUACUCAGCCCUUCGGAGGAUUACAGGUGAUCAUAUGCGGAGACUUCCUACAGCUGCCUCCUGUCUGCAAAAAUAGGGACGUUCCCAAAAAAUUUGCGUUUGAGGCCGAAUGCUGGCCCAAAUUAGUGCCGCACUGCUUUGAGCUGCGGCGGAUAUACCGACAGAAAGACGACCAUCAGCUCAUACGCGUGCUGCGCCUGAUACGUGUGGGCGUGUGCAAUGAAGAGGUGCAGAAGGUGCUGCGAAGCACGCAAACAAACAACAAGAGCAUAGCCAGUGACCUGAAGCCCACCGAGCUGUGCACGCACGUGGCCGAGGUCGAGGACAAGAACGAGAAGUUCCUGACUGACCUCAGUGGCGAAGAAGUGGCGUUCACUGCCCUGGACAACUACUACACGGAAGGGGACAGGGCUGCCCUGACCUCACAAUUGGACCAUUUAUGCCCUGCCCCCACGGCCCUGGUCCUAAAAUUGGGGGCGCAGGUGAUGAUGUGCCGGAAUGUGGACUUCAAGGCGGGGCUGGUUAACGGGGCUCGGGGUGUUGUGGUGGGCUUUAAUACCACAGCCGAUCGCUUUGGUGUGCGGUUGCCCAUUGUGCGCUUCGCCAGCGGUGCCGAGAAAGUGGUCCACUCAGAGACAUGGGCACACAAGGUGUUUGGGCGGGAGGUGGCUGCAAGGACUCAGGUGCCGCUGAGACUCUCCUGGGCCAUCAGUGUGCACAAGUCGCAGGGCAUGACGAUCGACCUCGUCAAUGUCAACAUCUCCAAAGUCUUUGAAUUCGGCCAGGCAUACGUAGCACUAUCGCGAGCUCGUACGCUCGAGGGACUCAAAGUGACGGGAUUUACAGCAGCCAACAUCAGAGCAAACCCCAAGGCACUGCAGUUCUACAAGAAACUCAGACAAGCUACCAAACUAGCAGAGACGCAGAAGGAAAACGUAAAUAAAUAAAUAGUAGUAUAAUGUA